This is a messenger RNA of Symbiodinium necroappetens, 159 nucleotides long. NCBI's taxonomy places the organism in Eukaryota, Dinophyceae, Suessiales, Symbiodiniaceae. The record is from the annotation of a GenBank genome assembly.
GCCACCAAGACCAUGCAAGUGGUCGUGCACAGCAUCGCUGGUGAGGAGCUUCUGGCGAUGCAAUGCCCAGCGGACUGGAUGGCGUCAGACAUCGCAAGAAAGGUGGAGCCCAGGUUGACUUGGCAAGUCAAGCUCCAACUGCGGGAUCAGGUCCUGCAG